Molecule: messenger RNA, 996 nt
Organism: Fomitiporia mediterranea MF3/22
Lineage: Eukaryota; Fungi; Basidiomycota; Agaricomycetes; Hymenochaetales; Hymenochaetaceae
Exons: 13
Coding region: 1-996 (331 amino acids)
Source: RefSeq, a predicted model, not a curated record
AUGAGCUCUAGUGACAAUGUGAGCUUUGCUGGUGAAGGAGCAGUCUUUAAGGUGGUAUUUUUUGCGUGCAUCACGUUUUAUUUCUAUUAUGUUGUGUUACACCUUGAUGAUGAGGUGGAAUACAUUUGGUCAAAACGAUGGACUGCUGGGAAAGUCGCAUACCUGCUGGCAAGAUACUCUGGUGCUGUAUUCUUAAUCCUGCUUUGGUUCGCCGUGGGAUACCCGUUUGUGGAUUUGCCACAUUGGGAAUUGCAUUCGGACUUGUUUAAAUGGUCACCUAUUUACUGGUGUAGGGACAAUGGUCAUUCUAUUCUCUCAAAUCAUUCUUCAAAUGCGUGUCUACGCGUUAUUCGAGGGACCGAGAAGAAUGCUGAUAUUUUUCGUCGUGCUGUCGUUGGCGCUAUUUGGAUUCAACAUCCUGCAGACCUUUCUCAACUUGAUGCAGACAGGGGACCAAGUCCCGUCGAGAAUGAUCUUCAAUCAUGCCUUAAUUCCAAUUUCAUGUCUGGUAUUGCAUGGACCCUUACUGCCUUUAUCGAGCUGGUCCUGUUUCUUCUGGUUGUCUGGCGAAUGGCAGAGUUGAAUAAGCCUCAGUUUCGGUUGCGCUUCGCAAAAGGCAGUAUCCCGCAGGCAGAGCACGUUACAGCAGUAAUGGCAAGAGAUUCUGUUGCCUAUUUUGCCUUUACAUUCUCCGUCUGCCUUCUCGGCGCGAUCUUAGUGGACGUUGCAGUGUACAGCCAUAAAAUCCGAUCUAGCAGCAGGAACUUCCUGCGGAUUGAAGUUAAUGCUUACCAAACCGUUGCAAUAACAAUUAUGGCUAUCCUAACUCCGAAGCUCCUCAUUAACAUCCGCGCAGAGUUCUAUGGCCCGGUUGGGAUCGAUACGACUCAGUUGUCUUGGGACGCUCAACGAAUGGGUGGUUCUAGUACUAUCGUAGGGUCGAACAGUGAUCUAACAGCCAAGGGUCAGUCGUUAGUGACCUCAACUGUAGAAUAA